CCAACUAUAGCUCGUAAAAUGCUUCGACAAUUAUCGUUGUUUGCCUGGGCGCUUUGUGCCCGCAGCGUCUGCAGUCUGGACUGCGAGGAAUUAACCGCCCGUUGCCGGGAGUAUGGCAAGCAAGAGCGUCUAACCGUUGAGCGCUUCAUGAGCCUGAGCAUUCCGUGGCCGGUGACCGCGGAGAUCCUGCGGGAGUACCAGCCGGUGGACGAAGCCUUUUGCCGGUACUCCAACCAGAGCGGCUACUGCUACCGCGACCUGCUGACCAGCUGCCCGGAAUUCCUCCAGGACCAUCCCAAGGGAUGGUACGCCGCCGAGAACUACAUCGCCAUGGGCCGUCUCUGCGCGACCAGCAUCGCCCCGGUCAAACACUUUCGCGCGGUCAGUCACUGCCGCCGACACGACCCCAAGUUGCAGCAGUCCUUCCGUCGGGCCGCGAAAACGGCGGCUAAGGACCGGGUGGACGACGUCCCGAUCAACAGCCAUCCGGGGUGCGGUCGUGUGGAAUACUGCUACUUUAACGCGGCGGCAAUCACGGAGUCGAGCGGUCCAGCCGGCGCGGCAAGGGCGGCACACUGUGGCGAGGAGGCCGUGGAGACCAUCCGGGAAUCGGCGCGGCAGAUUUAUGCCGCUCACUGCCUGAACGACAGCGAACGCCAUAACAUCCGAACUGGAGUCCAGCGAUAGAGGCAGAUUCUUAGUUAGCGCGCAUUCUUUGCCUGUCACCACAAAUUCUGUAAUUCUGUGAACAGAGGUCAAAUACAUGAAAAUUCGCAAAUCUGA
This is a messenger RNA of Paramacrobiotus metropolitanus, 783 nucleotides long. RefSeq lists its product as uncharacterized. The record is from RefSeq and is a predicted model, not a curated record. The transcript has 3 exons. NCBI's taxonomy places the organism in Eukaryota, Metazoa, Tardigrada, Eutardigrada, Parachela, Macrobiotidae. Bases 19 to 687 code for a protein of 222 amino acids.